AUGCAUAUUCAGAGCAUCCCCAUGUGGGUUGGUUCGUCCAACAACUACGCAUAUCUAGUUAGCGAUGACGAGUCGAAAGAUGCCGUCAUCAUUGAUCCAGCAAAUCCGCCAGAGGUCAUCCCCGUCCUCAACGAGACAUCAAGUACUCUGAAUCUCACCGCUAUAAUGAACACUCACCACCACUGGGACCACGCAGGCGGGAACACCAGGAUCCUGACUUCUCUGCCCUCACCUGUUCCCAUCAUCGGUGGAAAAGAUUGCGAGGGUGUGACGAGAACACCUUCGCAUGGAAGUAAAUUCAAGAUUGGAAAGAAUAUUGAAGUCAAAGCCCUACAUACUCCAUGCCACACACAGGACAGUAUCUGCUGGUUCUUCGAGGACAUAGCCAGCAACGAGCGGGUCGUCUUCACCGGAGAUACGCUGUUCAUCGGUGGAUGUGGUAAAUUCUUCGAAGGCACGGGCGAAGAGAUGGAGAAGGCCUUGAAUCAAGUUCUCGCCGCGCUCCCGGACGAUACGAAGAUUUUCCCAGGACACGAGUAUACGAAGUCUAACGUCAAAUUCUUGAAGAAAGUUGCGGGAGAUAACAAAGCAGUACAGGCCUUGGAGACAUUCGCAGAUGAAAAUCAGCAAACUCAAGGCCAGUUUACGAUCAAGCAGGAGAAAGCACAUAACGUUUUUAUGCGUACCGGCUCGGAAGAAAUGAAAAAGGUCACAGGUGAGACGGACCCGGUCAAAGUAAUGGCCAAGCUGCGUGAGAUGAAAAAUGCUGGCUGA
This is a messenger RNA of Exophiala aquamarina CBS 119918, 774 nucleotides long. RefSeq names its product hydroxyacylglutathione hydrolase. The coding region runs from base 1 to 774 and encodes 257 amino acids. The record is from RefSeq and is a predicted model, not a curated record. Gene Ontology annotation, molecular function: hydroxyacylglutathione hydrolase activity. NCBI's taxonomy places the organism in Eukaryota, Fungi, Ascomycota, Eurotiomycetes, Chaetothyriales, Herpotrichiellaceae. The transcript is spliced from 2 exons.